UGGCAAUUAUAACAAUAACAAAAGAACCUCGUCUAAAUUGGAAUUCUGGAAACAAUGUCCAAAGCAAAAUCAGGUGUUGUUUGGGAGGAUCGCGAAGUACUUUUCGAUCUGCCGUUCGCGUAUCUAAAACUUCGACCGGGCGAGAAGAUAUUCGACAGGAUCGAACCGAUCGAGGAUACGAAAGGCAACAGUGGCACCAAGGGUCGCAUGGUGGUUACUAAUCUGAGGAUUAUCUGGCAUUCCUUAGCAUCACCACGGAUCAAUCUUUCUAUAGGUCUAAAUUGCGUCACGAUGACCAACACUAGGAUAGUGAACUCCGGUCUUCGUGGCACCACGCAGGCGCUGUACCUGCUCGCCUCCUACAGAACCAGCAGAUAUGAGUUUAUCUUCACUAAUCUGUCCCCUAACUGCAUCAGGCAUUAUACAUCGGUCUCAGGAGUUCAUAAGGCGUAUGUGGGCUCCAGGCUAUACAGAGACCUCAAACUGAGAGGCUCGGUCAUACAUAACAAGCAAAUACGCAUGCUACCACUUGAAAAGAUCUGUCUCCAAGAAAAUGGUAUUUGGAAUCUAUCAAGCGACUCAGGGAAUCUCGGUACUAUGAUAGUAACAAACGUUAGGGUUGUCUGGUAUGCGGAUAUAAACGAAGCCUUCAACGUCUCUAUGCCUUACAUUACUAUUGAAAGUAUUACCAUCCGUGAAUCUAAGUUCGGCGAAGCACUUGUGUUUGUUAUACGGCAGUCGUCAGGUGGCUACGUCCUGGGAUUCCGAGCCGACCCCCGCGAGAGACUUCGCCCCCUACUGACGGAGCUCCAAGCAUUACACCGAGCCUAUAAUGACAAGCCCAUCUUUGGAGUUGAAAUAAAUUGGGACAAUGAGACCCCAACAUCACCUGCAGAUGACAUAGAAGAUUUACAAGAAAUAGGAGAACCCCGCGGGGAGAUGGGACCAAAUUUAUAUCUCGCAUCGCAGCUAGCUCAAAACAAACCAGAUUCAGAAAUAAAACCUGUUUAUAGUCCAUAUUUGGGACUGGAUAUAGAACCUUUGAAAGAGGGUUUCACUCUUAAAAGUUUGUUUGAAGUUCAAACAUCUUCAUAAUCAUCAAAGAUUAAAUAAACUUCUAACUUGU
Manduca sexta (tobacco hornworm) is the source of this 1126-nucleotide messenger RNA. It is a transcript of the gene BBS5, whose product is annotated as Bardet-Biedl syndrome 5 protein homolog. The record is from RefSeq and is a predicted model, not a curated record. NCBI's taxonomy places the organism in Eukaryota, Metazoa, Arthropoda, Insecta, Lepidoptera, Sphingidae. Gene Ontology annotation, biological process: intracellular transport; cilium assembly. Gene Ontology annotation, molecular function: phosphatidylinositol-3-phosphate binding. Bases 55 to 1095 code for a protein of 346 amino acids. The transcript is spliced from 7 exons. Gene Ontology annotation, cellular component: BBSome; ciliary basal body.